UCCCUGCUCUCUCAGUUACUGAAAGUGGCCGCCUCUCUGCUGCUACCGACUCGAUGCUCACGGUCUCUCUCCUUACUCAGAACCGCCAUUUUGGAGACAGAGAGCUGAGAGUCAGCUGCAGCAGAGACAGAGCAAAAACGGCGGACACGGGGGACAAGUGAUUGCCCUUCUUGGGCUCUGUACAUCUACCUAUGGCCUCUGAGCAGGAUGUCGUGGGAGACGCCCCAUGCUCAAAAUUGGCCAAGCCACUUCACCUUCAGUACCUUGAGCGAUCCCUUCGACUAGACACCUUUCUAAGGCAGACUGCUGCUAUUUUUAAUCAGAAAAAUUCCAGUGAUGACAGUGAUGAUGGUUUGGACGAGGGGUCUUCUCUGGCCCCGACUAACCCACUGCUGGCAGUGAAAAAAGAUCCAGACGAAGAGUCCAAGGUUUCCUGCAGAGAUGGAGAGAUUGAACGUGGAACUCUCAAUGGAGCUCUGUUGCAAGAGCACAAAGCUGACAAGGCCAGUCUGUAUAACUUCUCCAAGCUUAAGAAAAGCAGAAAAUGGCUAAAGGGGAUCUUGCUGAGCGACGACACCACAGAUUCAGAUACAGACUCAGAUGAUUCUGACUUCACACUUUCGCGAGAGGAACUGCAGGACAUGCUGCGCCUACACAAGUUCACCAAACUCCACCAGAGCAAGUUCCACUCAGAACAAGAGCUGCAGCAUUACCAACACUACAGCACAGGCCUACUGUCCACUCAUGAUCCUUUCUACGAGCAGCAGCGCCACCUAUUGGGCCUCAAGAAAAAGAAAAUUAAGGAAGAGAAGAAAUCCAAGUUAAAAAAGAUGAAGAAGAAGAAGAAACGAGGAGAGGAAUUCUCCAUGGAGGGUCGGCCACAUGUUACUAAAAUCUUUGCUAAGUUUUCCCACGAUGCACCUCUUCCCAUGAUAAAAAAGAAGCACUUAACCAUUGAGCAGCUUAACGCACGAAGGCGAAAGGUCUGGCUCACUAUUGCCAAAAAAGAAAUCCCAAAGGCAUUUAAACAAAAAGUUUCAGCCAGGAACUUUGUUUUAACUAAUGCCAGGAAGCUAGCACACCAGUGCAUGCGUGAAGUCCGGAGAGCUGCCAUCCAAGCACAGAAGAACUGUAAAGAGACGCUGCCACGGGCACGCCGCCUGACUAAGGAGAUGCUGCUUUACUGGAAGAAGUACGAGAAAGUGGAGAAGGAACACCGUAAGCGUGCUGAGAAAGAAGCUCUCGAGCAACGCAAGCUGGACGAGGAGAUGCGGGAGGCUAAGCGGCAGCAGAGGAAGCUGAACUUCCUGAUCACUCAGACAGAGCUGUAUGCCCAUUUUAUGGGGGGGAAGCAGAAUGCAGAAGACGGCACCCAAGAGGACAUCCUAUGCAAGCUUGAAGACAGCAGCGCACAGAGGCAGAUCGAUAUAGGUGGAGGGGUUAUGGUCAACGUUGGUCAGGACUAUGAUAGUGAAUAUUACAAAUCUCAGGCCUUAAAGAACGCAAAGGAGGCAUACCAGAUCCACCAGGCCAGAACCAGACUGUUUGACGAAGAAGCAAAAGACAGUCGCCAUGCAUCCCAGCAUGCUGCUAGCGCUUCCAGCUCAGGGUUUGGCGAGAGCUACAGCCUGUCAAACCCCUCUAUUCAAGCAGGUGAAGAUAUCCCCCAGCCCACCAUCUUUAAUGGGAAACUCAAGGGUUACCAGCUCAAAGGCAUGAAUUGGCUUGCCAAUCUUUAUGAACAGGGCAUUAAUGGCAUUUUGGCUGAUGAGAUGGGGCUGGGCAAGACAGUCCAGUGCAUUGCUCUGCUCGCUCACCUGGCAGAGAGGGAAAACAUCUGGGGACCUUUCUUGAUCAUCUCCCCGGCCUCAACACUCAACAACUGGCAUCAAGAGUUCUCCCGCUUCGUCUCUAAAUUCAAGGUGCUACCGUAUUGGGGGAACCCACAUGAUCGUAAAGUCAUUCGAAAAUUUUGGAGCCAGAAAACCCUGUAUACCCAGAAUGCACCGUUUCAUGUGGUGAUCACCAGUUAUCAGCUGGUGGUGCAGGAUGUGAAGUAUUUCCAGAGGGUGAAAUGGCAGUAUAUGGUUUUGGAUGAGGCCCAGGCACUCAAAAGCAGCACCAGUGUCCGCUGGAAGAUUCUUCUUCAGUUCCAGUGUAGAAACCGCCUCCUGCUAACAGGGACUCCGAUCCAGAACACAAUGGCUGAGCUGUGGGCCCUGCUUCACUUCAUCAUGCCGACUCUGUUUGACUCCCACGAGGAGUUUAAUGAGUGGUUCUCCAAGGACAUUGAGAGCCACGCCGAGAACAAAUCAGCUAUUGAUGAAAACCAGCUUUCCAGAUUGCACAUGAUCCUGAAGCCAUUUAUGCUACGACGAAUAAAAAAGGAUGUGGAGAAUGAGCUGUCUGACAAGAUCGAAAUCCUGAGGUACUGCCAGGUGACCAGCAGACAACGGCUGCUCUACCAAGCUCUGAAGAACAAGAUCUCUAUUGAGGACCUGCUGCAGUCGUCCAUGGGUUCAGCCCAGCAGUCUCAUAACACCACCAGCAGCCUCAUGAACCUUGUCAUGCAGUUCAGAAAGGUAUGUAACCACCCGGACCUGUUUGAGCGUCAGGAGAUACGCUCACCUUUCCACAUGUCCCUGAAGCCCUUCGUCAUGUCCAAGUUCAUGUUCCGACACGGUGUCCUCUGUACAUCUGGCCACGGGAAAACCAAGCUGACGCAGACCCUGCUCUCUCCGUUCUCUGCUCAGCACAUUCACCAGUCCUUGUUUCACAGAAAAACUGAGAAUAAAGCCAGCAGCUUUUCCUUCCUACGUUUCAUUGACGUUUCUCCCGCUGAGAUGUCCAACAUCAUGCUUCAGGGGACUCUAGUGAGGUGGUUAGCCCUAUAUCUGUCCUUCAAGUCAGCCUACAGGCUCCACCACAGCCGCUUAUCAGACAAAGUGGAGGAGAAUGAGGCUAAAGAGAAUGCUGGGUUGGGCAAACAUUGUCUUUCACGCAGAGAUCUCAUCCUGUGGAUAAACCGGCCAACAUCGUUCCCAAACGUCCAUAACAGUGCUGUUCUACAGGAUUUAUUGUUCACCUCCACAAGGCCGUUGCUGCUUAGUCACACCGACGUGAAGAUCCACAGCAGACGCUCCUCGGCUCACACGUUCAGACCAUGCCAACCCACCUCACCACCCAAGUUUUUAUUCGCCGUCACACCCAGGGUAACUUCAGUUCCCAUGGAACGAUACUGUGUGGACCGGAGUGCUGAGUAUGAAUGGAGAUUAAUACGUGAUGGUGGAAGCCUCAUUGCUAAACAGUGCUUCCUGUACGGCUCUCCCGAGCUGGCUCGUGCCUGGGCUCAACGCUCUCAGGCCUUCCACCCGCUUAGCCCAGGGGGCGUCAUGGCCCUGCAGCAGAGACACGGCUGGUCCUUUAUAAGGAUUCCAGACAAAGAGUCUCUCAUCACAGACAGCGGGAAGCUUCAUACACUAGACCUGCUGUUGACUCGACUCAAGUCUCAAGGCCAUCGAGUUCUCAUCUACUCUCAGAUGACCCGCAUGAUAGACCUUUUAGAGGAGUACAUGGUGUACCGCAAGCAUACCUACAUGCGGCUGGAUGGGUCAUCCAAGAUUUCGGAACGUCGGGACAUGGUGGCCGACUUCCAAAGCCGGACGGAUAUUUUUGUCUUCCUUCUCAGUACCAGAGCCGGAGGUCUGGGGAUAAACCUGACAGCUGCAGACACGGUGAUAUUCUACGACAGUGACUGGAACCCUACGGUUGAUCAGCAGGCCAUGGAUCGAGCCCACAGACUAGGACAAACCAAGCAGGUCACCGUUUAUCGGCUCAUCUGCAAGGGCACUAUUGAGGAACGCAUCUUACAGAGGGCCAAAGAAAAGAGUGAGAUUCAGAGAAUGGUGAUAUCAGGAGGAAACUUUAAACCUGAUACACUGAAGCCCAAAGAGGUUGUCAGCCUGCUGCUUGAUGAUGAGGAGCUGGAGAAAAAAUUGCGAUUACGGCAAGAAGAGAAACGGCAGCAGGAGGAGAGCAGUAAGGUGAAAGAACGGAAGAGGAAAAGGGAGAAGUAUGCAGAAAGGAGGAGAAAGGAGGAUGAUCCAGACAGUAAGAGGAGGAAGGAGGGUGUGAAUGUGGUUAUUCCUUAUGUCCCAUCUGCAGACAACUCUAACCUGUCAGCGGAUGGAGAAGACUCAUUCAUCAGCGUUGACAUGGACUCAGCCAUGCCCAGCCCCUUCAGUGAGAUCUCCCUCAGCAGUGAGCUCCAGCCCAGCUCCAUUCCUGCAGACGAGAGCAGCAGUGAUAUGCUUGUGAUCGUGGACGAGCCCACGUCUUCUGCUCCACAGUCCCGUGCCACCAACUCCCCAGCAUCCAUCACCGGCUCUGUGUCUGAUACGAUGAAUGGUGUCUCCCAAGAUAUGUCGAGUCCUGGCAAGGGAAGGUCUGGGCGGAGUCGGGGACGACCCAAAGGCUCUGGAGGAGCUGGAAAAUCUUCUGUGAGGAAGGGCAGGGGACGUAAGUCGACAGCGGGUAGCGCCGCAGCCAUGGCAGGAGCGAUGGCAGGAGCAGCCGCUGCCUCUGCAGCCGCAUAUGCAGCGUAUGGAUACAAUGUUUCUAAAGCUAUUCCAGCAAGUGGCUCCACGCAACCCGCUCUCAUUCGGUCUUCAGCCACACCUGCCUUUGUUUCGGCUGGCACCUCUUCCCCCCAGGCAAAGGGAAGCGCUAUGACCACCAGCUCACAGACGUUAGCGCAUGGCAGUUCACAAAGCCAUGCUAAGAAAGCUAAAGGACCCAGCAACCACACCGGCCGGUAGCAUCCUGCGUAGAGAAUUCGAGUUUUUGAUUGUAGCGUGGCCAGUACAUUUUUAAGUCCAAGAGUGGCGGUUUUCAUGGUUAUGAUGUUGAUCCGCUGUCGCACCACAAACCCAAUCAUCUCGAUAAAACCAGCCCCGAUUUAGUAGCGAUCCCUGAUUCAUUCCACUGACGCCAAGCUAUUUGAGAAGUUACUGGCUUUCCCAAAACUAAAGAAUAGGAAUUGUAGCCUUUUGGAUCCAAAACAAGAAUUUGGAUAAUUUAAUUUAGAUGAUUUAUUCCUUAAUGCAUAUGAAAGAGAAUUUCAACAUUAUAAAGGUGAUAGAACAGUGUGUUAUACCACUAACAGAUGUUCCUUGUUUUCUAAUGACACAGUAACCAAAGUGUGACAGGGCUGAAGGAGGUUUCUGUAAAAAAAUCAUUUCUGGAAUUUGUUAUGAGGAGGACAUCAUCAUUGUGAGCAGAAACAGAGUUUAAACUGGAGUAUUAAAAGGAAAGGGGUGUUGGGGAGUAUUUGAUUAAGCAUCCUUUUGAACAAAUUCUUUACAAAUAUGAACAGAUGAGACUGCUCUUAUUUUUGUAGAACAGACUUGUUGGCAUUUGUUCUAAUAUCAGAAAACCGAAUAGCCUUGUCUUUCUAAGUUCAUUUGCUGCAUAUUCAAAGAUUUUGGCUUAAAUGCUAAUAUAUUUUCCUGUGGAAGGAGUAAAAUAAAUCAACGUGUUUUGCAGUAAAUACAAUGAAAGAUUUCCUGAAGUAGUGAGUGCUGCUCAAAAAAUGUCACUACGGACGAGUCAGGCGUGACAUAAUAACUUGGAUGUGAAAUGUAUCAUAGCUUAAGUUAAAACUUGGUAAUUUAUGAUGAUUUGUGCUAUAUUUGUGUGAAUAUUGUAUUGAAACGGUGUUAUUUUUAAACAACAUGAACCGUUCAUGAUUUUCUUGCAUUUGUGACAUGAGGCUGUUUUUUUGAGAAGGGCCCUGUCGACCCCUAAAUUUGUCUUUAAAUGCCAUGAUAGAUGUUAUAUGUAUGUAAAUACUUAAAAGGUAUCUUCACUCUCAAAGUUCUCAAUUUUUCUCCUACUGCUUGUCUAUUUUUAUAGGUCAAUGUAAAUACUUGAUGACAAAUCCCAAAUGAUCCUUUUACUAAAAAGAUUGAAAUAAAAACCAAUUCAAUUACA
Triplophysa dalaica is the source of this 5991-nucleotide messenger RNA. RefSeq names its product INO80 complex ATPase subunit (gene ino80). Bases 192 to 4817 code for a protein of 1541 amino acids. Gene Ontology annotation, molecular function: ATP hydrolysis activity; ATP binding; DNA binding. Gene Ontology annotation, biological process: chromatin remodeling; DNA repair; DNA-templated transcription. The record is from RefSeq and is a predicted model, not a curated record. NCBI's taxonomy places the organism in Eukaryota, Metazoa, Chordata, Actinopteri, Cypriniformes, Nemacheilidae. Gene Ontology annotation, cellular component: Ino80 complex; nucleus. The transcript has 36 exons.